Molecule: messenger RNA, 4784 nt
Organism: Trypanosoma cruzi
Lineage: Eukaryota; Euglenozoa; Kinetoplastea; Trypanosomatida; Trypanosomatidae
Exons: 1
Cellular component (GO): cytoplasm
Molecular function (GO): ubiquitin-protein transferase activity
Source: RefSeq, a predicted model, not a curated record
AUGCAGCACGUGAUGUCGUCUCCUGUUGACGCCCACCACGGUGAAACGACCAAACUGCCUCUUAUGCUAUCGGAGGGAACCAGCGUUGUUUGUUUUUGUGUCUCGCCUUGCGGUUCAAUGUUGGCUACAGCAACUGUUUCCGGCAUACUUAUUUUUGACACCACCACGGGCGAGUUAUUGGCAGAGUCUCUGGACGCGUUUCUUCCUCGAUCCCUGCGGAUGAUGCAGUUUUCCCCCGACUCCAAAAAACUCAUUUUAACGAUGGUAUCCGGACUGCGCCAUGUGGUGCUCAACACCGAAUUGUUGUACCUUUGUGAACAUAACACGGAGUAUCCAGCCAUUCCAACGUCGGUGACAUCCGAGUCGAUUGAAUUUCUUUUUUCUCCGCGCUUGACGAGCGGACGAAAGAGUUCACUCUACUUUACGGCAUGUGGGAAGACGGUGCUGGAUAAACUUGGUCCCUCUGCCGAUAGGGCUGUUGAUAACUUCGUCAUAUGCUCUCAUAUCAACGGCGAUUUUGUGGGGAAUUUGGUUGUCUUAGAAGCGGAUGAUGACAACUUUACAAUUCACGUGAAGGGAGGAAUCGUCACGCUGACGCAAGGCACGCACAGCUGCUCUGGUGCUUGCCCCAACAGUGCCCCUUGGCAUUUUAUCUUUUGCAAGUGGAACAAGGGCGUGUGGAUGCUGGGUAUCGACAACACCCUGGUUGAGCUGCAUGGAGCACGAACUGCCCAACCCAAGACGACCAGGGUAGUUCGAGCAACGGUAUUUGAUGGCAUUGGACACGUGGGAUCGCUUGUGGCGUGGAGUGGGGAGGGCCAGGACGGCCGCGUGAUCAGGAAGUUUUCUACGGACCGCGUCUUGGAAUCUUCUGUGAGGCCGUUUUUUUAUCUGCCGCUGGAUGAGGGCGAGGGGUUUUGGUUGAAGGAGCUGGCCACGAUGCGGGCCCUUUCCAUCCCAGAGCAGUCAAUUGUCUGGGAUGAGGCUCACUGCUGUCCGUGUACCCCACCCGAGUCGUUUGAUCACAAUGUUCGCUUUCCGCAACAGCUGCUUCUUCAGUCGGAAGUUCUGGUCAGUGAAUUUCAGGUACUCAUUAUAAUUCCCUCUGUGCACAAGGGUGGGGAUGGAAUAGUUGUUGCCGUUCAACAUGGAUCGAAGUCCAUCAGCCGAGUAUAUCGUUGCCCGGCGAGCUAUUCGCAGUCGCUUUAUUUUCUUUCCCGCGAUGAGUCUUUCUUGUAUUCCUUCCAGCAGCGCUUCUCGACAUUUUCUGUGACUUCCAUUUCUACCGCAGCGAGGCGAGAACACAAUUUACAAGAAAGCGGUAUUUUGCGCACGGAUACGUUGCGGGGCUCACCUGAGUGGUUAUACAAUGAGAUCUUGAAGCGGAUAUGCAUUGACGGAGUUGAUCUUCUUCGAAUUCCACCUGAAAUCAGCCCAUUACGGGCCGAAAACUUGCGGCAGCUUUGUGCGGUACUGCGAGGUGUCCAGCGAGAUUCUAGCGGUGUAAAAUUGGUUGCCGUCAUGACACUGGCAAUGGUACACUUUGAGCGGCUCGUACUGGAGGAUGCAGAAUCUCUUUCAGAGAUUGCUGCUUCUCUUAAUCGCUCAUGCAAGCAUAUUAUGGAGUGGUUUCUUGAGGGUUUUGUUCGUGAUGUGGCCGCGGCAUUAGUUCGGGCAGGCGCUGGUCAAUCGCUAAGCAUGUCCGAUAAGGUUGAUAUCCUUAUGCACGCGGAUGACCCAAGAACGGCAGAUGUAAUUGAUAGUUGCAUGUACAAAGAAUCUUUAUACAAUAUUAUAUCUUUUGUGAUUAAUGACAACCCUUCGAAGGUGUUGCUUAUUGUCAAUGGGCUUCUUCGACGAUGUAGACUGGAGGAAGAAGGCCUUGCUUCUGGACGGUCCCUCAUUCAUUUUAUGUUAUGGUUUUCAAUUAUUUCUGUUCAACUUCUUCAUGCUAACGGGCAGGACAUGCUGAUUUCCCGUCUGCUAGAACUAUAUGUUCAGCAUGCCGAACAGCUUCUUGCAAAGCGAUCAUGGGAUGACAGCAUGCAGCAAACGGUGGUUCAUACCGGGCUUUUACCGAUGCUUAUUGGUGUUGCCAGGCUAUGUCCCGCUGCGGUCACCCAAGUUGUAGAGAUGGCGUUGCUUCAUCUUCUUGAUACAUUGCCUCGGGAAGCAACGAGGAGCCUUUUUCCCGUGAGUUUUGAAACCCGACAGGCAUGCGAUGUUGUGCCCACUACAGACGACGCGCCAUUUAAGUUUGUUCUUGACUAUAAAAGAGCAACAACGGUGUCCAUUGGGAAGGAACCGUCUGACUCGGAGGUGACGGUGAUUACAUCCAAUCCCUCUACUGCGAAGCCGAAUAAAAUUGUCUUGAGUAACGAGACACCAUUUGUCAAGGUGUGUGGAUCGACGUUGUUGCUUUUUGGGAACGGAGAAAAUUCCCUCACCAUCGUCUGCAGUUAUGAUCUUUGUGUUGGCACCCCCUGGAGCUCUGUAUUGCGAGAGGGUAUUUUGAAUCUUCUUUUGUCCGCAGCGAGGCAUUUAACAACAACUCCGAGGCCAUGUGAAGUUUUUCUUGCUCCAUUGUUGCGUCAUGGGUUGGACACAAAGACACUCGCGACGCACGGGCUGGAUGUCCCUGGCAGGGUAAACGAGUCCGGUUUUGCCGUUGAUAUUCUCAACGAUGUGGGUGAAGGGAAGGAAUUUGUGGAUGAUGUUUGGAAAAAUAUGCGGGGCAGCGUAACGCCCCCAAUGCGGCCUGCGAUUCAGGCACUUUUAUCUUUGCUUAUUCACAGCGGACUAAAUCCACAACAGGCCACGGACGAGUUAAAACUCCGUUGGUUCAGCGGGGAAUGGGGAAGCAAACUACAGGGGAGUGGAAAAGAUGCCGCACGUCAAUCCUUGUUGGGUUUAGCCAAAUGGAUUACUUCAUUUGUGUAUUAUCAACGGGACUCCUCUCCCUUGUAUACACGACGCCUUUCGAACGGACGACGCUCCACAAUGGAGAGUCCAUCCACCACGUCACGGUCUGCGUCAGACCCAAGGGGUUUCACAACGGCUAGGCGAAGUACGGUGAGGGGGGUGAUGCAGAAUCAAGAUACACUGGACCAGGUGCGAGCCCUUCUUUCUAAAGGCAUCACUCCCCAGGAACUCGAAGACAUUUUGGUGGAACGAACAGCUUCCGCGCUGAGUAUAGUGCGUGGACUGCAACUCCUUUCUUCUCUUCUCUCAAAACUUGAGAAGGAGGAGAAGCGAAUGCUUCACGAGGUACUUAAGACCCUCUGGCUGUUUUCUGGAGAAGGGAGUGGGAAGCACAUGAUUGAGAGUCUUGUGGGUUCGGGUACCGAGUUGGAAAUGCGAGUGCGUGUGGCGUUUCAUUCUGUUCUCGAGACGUGUGAAUCUCUCCUAAUGAAUAACUGUUCCAGGGAGAUGUCGGCAGAGGCGAUGCUGACGUCACCGGCCGAGAAUGGUCCUUCCACGAUAUUACUGUUGGCCAUUAUGUGCCAUCCGUGGGAUGCCGUGGAUUGUGAGUUUUUUAAGUGCAACGGGAAUGAGGAUGAGCUGACAGGUAUCCUUGGACAUUUGGAGGGACAGAUGAAUCUGUUCACAUGCAACGUGCCGUUGAUGUCUUCAUGGCGUACCCAUCGUCAUCAAAGUGAUGCUACGGGCGCAGCAAAAAGGGCGAAUAAAUGGAAUGAAAUGAUUGGUAUUGCGGAGCACAUGUCGAUAAACUGCAUUCUGCCAAAUGGAUUUUCUAUUGCCAUUCCAAAUUUACAACUUUCUCUUUCAGAGGAGGGCAUCACCUUUGAGAAGGCCGUUGCCGGCCCAUUGACGUUGCGUGCGGAUGAGGCCUGGCCUUUGCCACGACUCAUGGCUUGGUUCGGUGGUGUUCCCCGCGUAUUUUAUUAUGAGGUGACACUCACAUCGCCGUGCCACAUUUUUGCCUUGGGCCUGGGCCACUGCCGGGGCGGGAUGGAUCGUGGGGUCGAUGUGGCGUAUUUUUACGAGAAUUCCGGUGACACCCAUGACAUUUCUUGCCCGCCUUUUGAAGAGGGUGACACGAUUGGCUGCGGUGUUGUGGCGACAACGCGAAGAAUAUUUUUAACCCUGAACGGUGUCUUUGUUUCAUUCAUGGGGACUGUGAGCGACAAGACUGAGGCACUCUACCCCGUCAUUCGUAUCAAUAACCGCGAACGCGCAGGCUUUACGGUGAACUUUGGCUCUACCGCUUUUUGCUACGAUUUUCGCAGAUUACACCCCGCUCUUUUUAUUAGUGGGCGCCCAACUUGUUACAGCAUCGCUUCUACCGCGGAGAUUGUUCUUCACUACAUUUGUGCUCGUGCCUGCACCAUGCGGGACUCCGGUAAACCCUGCGCAAGAAUGUUUCUUAUAAAUUGCUGUGAAUUGGUUUGCCGCAGCAUCAACAAGGUGGCGUCAAUUAUUAUGGACAUUGGUGUGACUAAAGUGGAAAAUUGUGAUAGUCGCGUUGAGCAGGCUGUGGUUCUUUCCAUCGCCGAAGCAUCGCUUAUGAAGUUCAUUGCAGCGCUACGUCACAUUUUACAGAUUGGCAAACCCUAUUUACUUCCGGAGGUGAUUGGUGAGAUGCUCUUUAAUGCGGCAACAGUUCUCAUGAUGUUGCCUUUGCAUUCGAUACAAAUGUCGACCAUUAGUUUUUUUCCAGAACUUCUUCCACACAUCCCUCAUGUGCAAGACAUGGGCGCCUCAACAAAGCUGGUAAAGACCCUGUUUGGACACGCAAAAGUGCCGCUGGAUACUCGGGGGUA